This is a messenger RNA of Drosophila teissieri, 1433 nucleotides long. It is a transcript of the gene RhoGDI, whose product is annotated as rho GDP-dissociation inhibitor 1. The record is from RefSeq and is a predicted model, not a curated record. Gene Ontology annotation, biological process: Rho protein signal transduction. The transcript is spliced from 6 exons. Gene Ontology annotation, cellular component: cytoplasm; cytosol; membrane. Gene Ontology annotation, molecular function: Rho GDP-dissociation inhibitor activity; protein binding. Bases 130 to 735 code for a protein of 201 amino acids. NCBI's taxonomy places the organism in Eukaryota, Metazoa, Arthropoda, Insecta, Diptera, Drosophilidae.
GAGUUUCAGUAUUCUGACCACAAAAGCAUACGUUCACACUUGCAAUUCCCAUUUUAUAUUAUUUGCUUUGUUUAAAAAAAUCGUAGUAUUGGAUUAAUUUCGCAUAUUUAAAGUUCUAGGUUAACAACCAUGGCCGAAACGGAGACGAAGCACCAUCCCGAGCACCACGACGAGGAUGUCCAUGAUGCCAACUACCAGGCUCCGCCGGAGAAGACCAUCGAGGAGAUAAUGGCCGCCGAUCAGGAGGACGAGAGUUUGCGGCGCUACAAGGAGGCACUCUUGGGGGCCGCCCAGGCAGAGAAAAUUAUUGUUGAUCCCAAUGAUCCUCGGAAAGUUAUUGUAAAGAAACUUGCCCUCGUCGUCGAAGGACGCGAUGACAUGGAAUUGGAUCUUACCGGUGACCUUAGUCAGUUGAAAAAGCAGCUUUUUGUGAUCAAAGAAGGUGUUCAGUACAAGGUGCGCAUUGAUUUUAUUGUGCAACGUGAAAUAGUCCAUGGCCUUAAGUAUGUUCAAAAGACUUCUCGCUUGGGUGUUACUGUUGACAAAAUGAAGCAUAUGGUUGGUUCCUAUCCGCCGAAGAAGGAGAUUCAGUUCUACUUGACCCCCGCCGAGGAGGCACCUUCAGGCACAUUUUCCCGCGGCACCUAUUCGGUCAGUUCGGUCUUCACGGAUGACGACAAGCACAUACACCUGGAGUGGGACUGGACCUUUGAGAUCAAAAAGGACUGGGCCUAAACAGCACACAAACACACACGACAUACAACAUACAACAUACGCUUUUUGUUUCCCCCAAUAUGUCUUGUAAAUGAGUUAAUUUUUGUUCCAAAAGUGUACGCGAAUUUUUCCAAAAAUGUAAUUGAUCGUCAAGUAUUUUUGUUAACGGUAUUAAAUUUUAAAUAUUUUUGUAACUAAAGUGUAAAGCCAUGAUAAGUAUUUUUGAUACCCUAUUUGCAAAUUUCAUGUGUGCAGAUGAAGAGCAUUUUUCGCCUAAGUCCUCAAUGAGACGCCAAGUCGGUCAGUCAAGUCAAAACCAAGUCAAGUCACUAGGCCAGUCAGUCAGUCGUUUGGUUCUAAAUGCAAUUGCCUAUGUUUAACAUACAUUUUCAAACAGAUUAACAAUUGGGUAAUUAACUUUAAGAAAGUUGUUUGCAUUUCGCUAUGUAUUUAAAUUUGAUGAACGGAAUGGUUUAUUGUGAGAUUAAGUCGCCCGAAAACUGAAAGAAAACAGAAAUCAUGCAACCCAAACUGUUAAAUGUAACUAAAGCUGAUACUUUAUUAUGCAUUUGAUGUUUGUGCGUCGUGGAAUCACUUAAAUCUACAUUAUUCUAACUAUAUACUAUCUCUGUGUAUUUUUUGUGUACCAUAUAUGCGAAUGCUGAUUGAAUGCAACCGAAGAGCAAUAAAUAAUAAAGUAUACAUAUUUUAAAAUAAAA